Messenger RNA from Ipomoea nil (Japanese morning glory), 1884 nucleotides. Its product is annotated as probable L-gulonolactone oxidase 6. The record is from RefSeq and is a predicted model, not a curated record. NCBI's taxonomy places the organism in Eukaryota, Viridiplantae, Streptophyta, Magnoliopsida, Solanales, Convolvulaceae. The coding region runs from base 27 to 1766 and encodes 579 amino acids. Gene Ontology annotation, cellular component: membrane. Gene Ontology annotation, molecular function: FAD binding; D-arabinono-1,4-lactone oxidase activity. The transcript is spliced from 4 exons.
UUCCCUGGCCAUCACAUACAAUAUCCAUGGCUAAAAUGAGCAUUAAUAUUCUCAUUACAAUCUAUGUUCAGUUCUUGAUUUUCACGGUAGGUUCAUCUCUACCGGAAGAUCCCAUCAAAUGCACCAUUAACAACACCAUGAACUGCACAAUCACCAACUCCUACGGGACCUUCCCGGACCGCGGGGUUUGCCGCGCCGCCAAGGCCGUGUACCCGAAGACCGAGGCGGAACUGUUGUCCAUAAUAGCCGGCGCGACCAAGCAGAAACGGAAAAUGAAAGCUGCGACUCGAUACUCGCACAGUAUCCCCAAGCUGGCGUGCCCGGAGGGGGACGACGGUCUGCUCAUAAGCACCAAGUAUCUUAACCGGACGUUGGAGGUGAACGCUUCCAGCAUGACAAUGACGGUGGAGAGCGGAGUGAGUCUCCGGCAGGUGAUCGAGGAGGCGGCUAAAGCGGGGCUGGCGCUGCCUUACUCGCCGUACUGGUGGGGGUUGACGGUAGGUGGGCUUAUGGGUACGGGGUCGCAUGGGAGCAGUUUGUGGGGAGUUGGGAGCUCCGUGCAUGAUCAUGUGAUUCACAUCCGGAUUGUCACGCCGGCCACCGAGAAAGAGGGAUACGCCACCAUUCGAACACUCAAACAGGGAAACUCCGACAUUAAAGCAGCCAGGGUUUCUCUUGGAGUCCUUGGAGUUAUUUCGCAGGUUACUUUCAAACUACAACCAAUGUUCAAACGGUCCAUAUCCUUUGUGGUGAAGAAUGAUCGAGACUUGGGAAAAGAAGCAACUAAAUUUGGAUUCCAACACGAAUUUGCAGAUAUGAAAUGGCUUCCCAGGGACCGCCAUGUUGUGUAUCGUGUUGAUGACCGCGUCUCUACCAACACCUCAGGCAACGGCCUUUUUGAUUUCUUUGGGCUUCGAGCCGUUGGAACGGACUGCCUGAAUGCUUUAAGGGAGAAAGAGGAACAUCAGGAAUCAAUUGGUGAUGCCGAUGAGAAAUGUAGUAAUCAAUGGUUGAUAAAUGUUUGGAUGGUGUGGUUUUUAUCAUAUGGACUCACAAACGACGGUGUUAAAUUUAGUGGUUACCCGGUUAUCGGAUACCAAAACCACAUGCAAUCGUCUGGUACUUGCUUGGACAGCCUCAAUGAUAAUCUAACCUGCCCAUGGGACCCUCGAGUGAAUGGAUUGUUUUUUCACCAAACAACAUUUAGCAUCAGCCUAACCAAGGUGAAGAGUUUCAUAGAAGAUGUGCAAAAGCUGGUGGAUUUGGAACCCAAAUCCCUCUGCGUUCUAGGCCUCUACGAUGGCAUCCUCAUGAGAUACGUCAAAGCCUCCACAGCCUACUUAGGGAAACAAGAAGACUCCAUAGACUUUGACAUCACUUACUACCGAAGCAAGGACCCUAUGGUUCCCAGGCUCUACGAAGACAUUCUUGAAGAGAUAGAGCAGAUGGCAAUGUUCAAAUAUGGGGCGUUGCCGCACUGGGGAAAGAACAGAAAUGUGGCCUUUCAAGGGGCAAUCCGCAAGUAUAAAAGCGCCGGGGAGUUUUUGAAGGUUAAGAAAAAGUUUGAUCCUUUGGGGUUGUUUUCUAGUGAAUGGAGUGACCAAAUUCUGGGCCUCAAAACGGGGCUUAGCAUUGUCAAGGAUGGGUGUGCCUUGGAAGGCUUGUGCAUUUGCUCACAAGAUAAUCAUUGUGCUCCAAACAAAGGCUAUUUUUGUAGAGCAGGAAAAGUUUACAAGGAUGCAAAGGUCUGUGUGAAGAUUAAUUAGCAACAACUAGGAUAGAUCUCCUUUUAGAGAGUUUAUGGUUUAUUUUAAGCUAUUGAUAAACUAUAAGUUAUAUUUGGUAAUGUUUUAAAAAUAAGUUAGUAGAUUAAAAUAAUAGCUU